GGAGGCCAUCUGGAGCCCAGCACAGAGGCCCCCGACGACACUCCCCACCCCGUCUUGCUUUUAUUUUCCUAGCGUCAUUGCACCAGUCUGCCACUCACGCUGCCACGGCAUGCUCUGGCCAAGCGCCUCACGCAUCAGGGCCAGCAGCCAGCAAACUCACCCCAAGGGUCAAAGGGCCCUGGCGCAAAAGUGGCUUUUGCUCUCCCACUACUUUUACUGGGGGCCAUGGCCGCAUCCUAGGGCGGCCUUUGGACAAUACAUAUAUCCAACUUCGCCCCCCUUCGACAUCGUGAAGCAGUCCAGGCCUUUUGAUCAGCAACCCUUCUCCAGGCAAGACGCCCUCCUUCGACACGGUUGCCCAGCUCCAGACCAGAACCCAUACGGAGCAGCAUCCUUCCCCCCCAUCAUCGCCCGUGUGCGACUAACCCCAACCACGCCCGCCCUGUCUCCCUUCGCUACCGGACUGCCGGCCUUCCGUGUCCAUCGCCAUUUCGAGGAGCUCGCAUGUGCCAUCAAGAAGAGAGAUUUCACGCCUCAUAGAUACCCAGAACGGAGAAGAUAGAACACUGACCAGUUGUCCCAUUUCACCUCGCCGACCCGUGUCACGGUUCCACGUUCCGAGCGCCCACGGGAUAAUCCUUCAAUUCCAUGUAAGCUCCCGCCUGGCAGAUUCGACAUUUCCUUCCUG
Messenger RNA from Westerdykella ornata, 688 nucleotides. RefSeq lists its product as uncharacterized. Bases 110 to 562 code for a protein of 150 amino acids. The record is from RefSeq and is a predicted model, not a curated record. Lineage: Eukaryota; Fungi; Ascomycota; Dothideomycetes; Pleosporales; Sporormiaceae. The transcript has a single exon.